This is a messenger RNA of Doryrhamphus excisus (bluestripe pipefish), 2027 nucleotides long. RefSeq lists its product as uncharacterized. NCBI's taxonomy places the organism in Eukaryota, Metazoa, Chordata, Actinopteri, Syngnathiformes, Syngnathidae. The record is from RefSeq and is a predicted model, not a curated record.
CAACUGAAGCUCAUAGCAACUCAGUGGACAAUUUUCCCGUCCUGUAAAUACAAGCUGUCGAAUGGAAAACGCAGCGGAUGGUUUGUUUCAUAAUACGUCGUGAACCAGAUGGAAUCGCUUUAUUAAUUUUAUAUUUAGGUUUGAUUUGUUUUUAUUGCGAGGUCGAGGGGUGGGUGAGGGGGAUUAUCGUGCAUCCAGCCGUCCUUACCAGACAGCUGGCAGACGGACUGACUGCAUCUCGACUUCUGAUGCUGUGUCCAAUCAAGAGGAGCAGCAGAUGCAGUCUGUGUGGGUCCAAAACCGGUAUAAAACCCCUAUCUGACCUAUUACUGGAGGACUGAGCCUUCAAAUAUGGAUAAACAUGACAGACUUGACUGUGAUGCUCGGGGGUGAGGUGGAGAGAGGCUGAGGAGGAGGAGGAGGAGGAGGACAUGGGCUGCGCCUCCGCCAAGCAGGUGUCUGCAGUACCCAACAGUGAGGAGGACCAGAGCAAAGCCCACAGCAAUGGAGACCUCUUCUCUGAUGAGUACAAGAUGAAAGGAGUGGAGAAAGUCAAGUACGUGAGUGGAGAAGAGGGCGGAGUAGAGGGCCAGGAAAGCACGGAGACAAGUGCUUUGCUUGGAAAAAAUCAACCCAUGGAUGAAACGGGAUCAAAUGGAAAUGGAAAGAUGCUGAGUAUCCAUUCCUCAGAGAGCCAGCAAGAAUUCUUUAGGAUGCUGGAUGAGAAAAUUGAAAAGGGCAGGGACUACUGCUCAGAGGAGGAAGACAUGACAUAGCAUCAUGGUCAAGCAUCCGUCAGCCGUCAACCUUGAGAGGAUGGGACGUUAUAACCUGCCUGAAUGGCAGAAGGACACAACUUUAUCAAGCAACCAUCUUGGCCUCCUGCUCAAGACGAAGCUCCUUCUUGUCUAAUGUAAUGACCGAAAUCAAAAGAUGGUUGACUUUCUUGAAAAGCCAUUAUAGGAUGUCAGGGAUUUGGGGGAUCAAGAGGAAUGUUUCCCCUGCUUGGACAACUCCUGAAAGACAGUAUUUGCAGUACCUUGCUGUUUACAUCCAAAUCUCAGAAGCAAGUCAGUCAGAAAAAAUGGGUUUCAUGCAUGGAUGUUUGCUUAUUUUUCCACUUUCAGAGUGACCGCUAAGGAAAAAAAGAGCAGAAAGAAACUGAGCUAAUUCUAUUAAUUUGCCUUGAGUCAUCUUUUAAUAAAGAAGACUAACAUUUAAUUGCAUCCUACUGAGACUUUUAAAUAUAUAUCAGUAGGAACAAUGAACAAUUGAAUUACUUGUGCGUACAAUUCAGGAGCAAACCCGCAUCCAAAUGUUUCAUUCAUGAGGCCCACUUUGUUGAUCUGCCUUCUGCAUUCCAGGAAACAGUACGAAAUCUUGUUUCUACAAUUUCUGGGCCAAAAACGUGUCCGUCUUGUCUGUUUGUCCACAUUCCUUUAUAAUAUACAGUAUUUGUUAAACAAGGCUCAGGGUUGAAGUGUUGUCGUUAUAUACUCAAAAGUCCUUUCUUUCAUCAUAACACAAAAACACACACACUCACACGGUCGGCUUGCUGCUGACGCCCUCGCCCGCUUCUAAUAUCGUGUCCUGAUGAACCCUGUUUGGGUGAAGUCAAAUAUUGGUCUGUAUUUCACUCACCAAUGUCGCUGUGUUAUUUCUAUGUUGAUCCUUUGUUUUUCUAGAAAAAUAAAAGUGUUUUUGGAAACUUAUCUCAAAGUCCAAUGUGUGUCUCGACUGUCGUGACCAUCAUUGAGGAUAAAGAUGAAUGAAUGCUGAAGAUCUGGUAGGAGAAGAGGACAUUAUUCUUCCAAAUUAUCCUGGGACAAUAUUUUAAGAAGGUCGAAAGACCUGUAAGGAAACCACUAAUCCUUUUAUUAUUCAGUCAUUCAUUCAUUUUCUACCGCUUAUCCUCACGAGGGUCGCACAUCGUUUGAUGAUAUAGUCAUUUAACUAUAAAUUCUGAUGUAUAUUUGAAGGAGGUCAUUACUCAAUAACGGUCUGACUUUUUAUAUAGAACACUAAAG